Botrytis byssoidea is the source of this 1170-nucleotide messenger RNA. RefSeq lists its product as uncharacterized. The record is from RefSeq and is a predicted model, not a curated record. Bases 1 to 1170 code for a protein of 389 amino acids. Gene Ontology annotation, molecular function: iron ion binding; heme binding; oxidoreductase activity, acting on paired donors, with incorporation or reduction of molecular oxygen, reduced flavin or flavoprotein as one donor, and incorporation of one atom of oxygen. The transcript has 4 exons. Lineage: Eukaryota; Fungi; Ascomycota; Leotiomycetes; Helotiales; Sclerotiniaceae.
AUGGUAGAGCCUUCUAGACUACAUGCAACAGAAUGCUUCUUAGGACGAGGAAUUUUCAACACAGAUGGCGUAUCAUGGAAAAAAGCUCACCUUGCCUCGAAAUCGAUCUUUGCAAGGGCUCAAAUAUCGAAUUUAGACAUCCUAGAAGAGCGUCUGGAUGUUUUACUUGCUAUGAUACCGCAUGAUGGUACUACUGUAGACUUAUUACCUCUGUUAAAACGGCUUUUUCUUGAUACCUCCACGCAAUUGAUCUUUGGUCAUUCGAUCAAUAAUCUGGAGCUAGGGAAAGGUCAAUUUGACAUCGAGACGUUUCUCGCAGCUUUUGACACAGUCUUGCAAGGCAUCGGCUUGCGGGUGGCUUUGGGAAAGUUUGCUUUUCUGCAAAGCUUAGAUAGGUCUUGGAAGAAGGCUCGUGACGAGAGCGAUAGAAAGGGCGAAGAACCUUUCAAGUCCUACCAAUCCCCAAGCCCGAACAGACGACUUGUUCUCUUAGAUGAGCUAUUGAAGACGACGCAAGACCGCGUUUCCCUUCCUUCUCAAUUACUGAACAUUUUCCUUCCUGCUCGAGAUCAAACUGCGAUCGCUGCUGGAAACAUCUUCUUCAACUUGGCAAGACACCCUGAAGUGUGGAACCGACUUCAAAAUGAAGUAUCGAACUAUGAUGGACCUCUAACCUACGAGUCAUUGAAGCAAAUGAAGUAUGCAAAGGCCAUUGUGAAUGAAAGUGAGUUGAAUUCUCAGAUUAUUGCCUCUUUGAUGAUGGUGCUAACUCAAUAUGCCAAAGGUCUACGGAUACUUGCAACUUCCGGAAGGAGUAUAAGAUCAUGUGGCGAAGAUUGCAUCUUACCUACUGGAGGAGGAUCAGAUGGAAAAGAUCCAGUUUUAGUUGUUCGUGGAACUGAUGUCAAUUACAUAUUUAGGUCUAUGCAUUUAGAUAAGGAUGUAUGGGGCGCAGAUGCUGAUGAGCCCAGACCAGAGCGAUGGGAGAAGCUCGGGACCGCGCAAACCCGAGCGUAUAUUCCAUUCUCCAAGGAGAUCGAGUUUGUCCUGCACAGCAAAUGGUGCUCAAUGAAUGGUUUAGAGAACCGUGAUCCCGAGGAAAGGUUUGUGAAACAGCAUAGAUUGCAGAUGGAGAGUAGGAAUGGAGUCAAGGUCUCCUUUAGUUUAUGA